This is a messenger RNA of Dipodomys ordii (Ord's kangaroo rat), 1265 nucleotides long. It is a transcript of the gene Erich1, whose product is annotated as glutamate-rich 1. Lineage: Eukaryota; Metazoa; Chordata; Mammalia; Rodentia; Heteromyidae. The transcript has 6 exons. The coding region runs from base 57 to 1115 and encodes 352 amino acids. The record is from RefSeq and is a predicted model, not a curated record.
AAACGCCUUCGCUGUGAGCUGGCGCCCUGGGCCGCGGAAGCGCGGCCGCAGCCGGCAUGUCCACACGGAGGGACGUGUUUGUUGAAAAAGUGCUGAAGAAACUUUUCCCUAAUGUUCCAAGUGGGCAAGAAAAAGACACACUCCAAAUUCUGACCUCAGAAACACCACCUAAGAAAGUGACCUCUAGAAAAGCAAAACACAAGCAUGUUCAUCAUCUGACAGAUGGUGACAUUAAAAUCUAUCCUAAACAACGGCUCUAUACUGUGAGUUUGCCUCCUGAAGGUUAUGUUCCCGGUGAGCCAGAACCCAACUGUACAAGUUCUGAGAACAUUGCCAGUGCUGAUGACACAGAAGCUGAUCUGGAUCCUCUUGAUCAACCAAAAAGAAGAAGAAUUAGAAAGCAUAAGCCAAAGAAAAAACUUAAAAAUCCUAAUAAAGUUCCUUUAGAACAAGCAGAAUUAGAAGAUCAAGCAGAAUUAAAAAAACAGCAGAGUCUUUUACAAGAAAAAAUACAGCCACAGCACACAGAUGGGCCCACAAUGAGCAGAAAUAAAAAACGGAAGCUGAAAAAGAAACAGCAAAUGAGGAGGAAGAAAGAAGCUGGCUUGGUAAAGAAGGCUUCUGGUGUCAGUUUCUUGUACCAGCCCGAGGAGAGCAGCAGUGAUCAGGAAGAACUGAGAGGUGCUGUAGGAGAAGGCUCUCAAGACCCCCUUGAGGAGGGUGAGAAGGACCUCAGCGAGGAGGGCACAGCCACAGACGUCUCCCAAGAAUAUGCUGACAUCACCAGCAAGGCAGACAGUGUCCUAAACUUUCUGAAGUCAACACAAGAAAUAUAUUUUUAUGAUGGUAACUCCAAAGACUCAGAUUCAGCUGUGUGCAUGGAAACCACCAAAGAACUGCUACACUGCCUUGAGUCUCAUAGCAUGCCUCCCUCAGAUAUAUUCAUUCUGGACCAUAUGAAAACACUGCUUCUUCUGCAAGACACUGAAAGACUGAAAAGGGCACUAGAGAUGUUCCCAGAACAUUGCAUGAUGCCCUCUGAACAUACUAAAGUGAUUUCAGCUUUCUUUAAUUACUGGAUCACACAAGUCUUUCCUGAGAAAAAGAGUGAAUAAAAUUAGUAUAUCUCUUUAAGAAGAGCUAUAUUUAACAUGAAGAUGUAAGAGAAAGAUAUGAAUUGGACUGACACUUAUUCUAUGUACAAAAAAAUUAAGUUCCCAACAUUUUUUGAAGCUUAAAUCUUGGAGAAUUAAAUACAUUGUUUA